This is a messenger RNA of Pyricularia pennisetigena, 318 nucleotides long. RefSeq lists its product as uncharacterized. Bases 1 to 318 code for a protein of 105 amino acids. The transcript has 2 exons. The record is from RefSeq and is a predicted model, not a curated record. Lineage: Eukaryota; Fungi; Ascomycota; Sordariomycetes; Magnaporthales; Pyriculariaceae.
AUGAAGUUCUUCAGCGUCGCCAUCACACUCUUCUUGGCCGCCACCGUGUCUGCCCAGGCGCGCACUGGAGAGAAGGGGAACUGCGGCUUCCCCAACGGACCGACAUGCAAAUCCACGGGCCGCCGUAACGCCAAGAACGCCGAGAUCUUUACAGAGCCGGCUAACUCGCCGGGACCCAACUGCUGUCUGCUCCCGGCCCGGUGCGGCAACAACGACGUUGACAAGGUGUGCGUCAAGGACACUGCUCCCAAGAGGCGUAGCGUCAGAAAUCCUCAGGUCAAGCGGGCCGAAGAGGUUGAGGAGGAGGAUGAUCAGUAA